UCUCAUAAUUGCUUCUACUUUUUCAGAUAUCUACAAUCAGCGGUCGAAUUAAAAACAGUGCAGAAGGAUGUUUUGAGUAUAUUUUACCUUCUAGCCGCGCAAUCAAUGCUUUUCUUUCCAAGCAAGCAGCGUUUUUCGGCAAAAGCAUGAAAUAGAAUCGUACGUGGUACGAAUUUAUCGGCACAAUCUGAUCAAGGACGGAGGCAUCAUCAAACGGAAACUACGCGAAAAACUUUUCGAAGAGAUAAAAUUGCGCCGCAACACUCGUGUGAAAAUGGACGAGUUGGGCUGGGUGCUGAUGAACCACAAUUUGAUAACACGUAAUGAGCCAAUCCAACAGCAUGCCAAUGGUAAUCGACCAAAUAAUUUUAAAUUGAACAUGGAGCGGUUGCGAAACCUACUGGAGCAGCAAGAACAGAACAAUCACGCUGAGUUGACUUCCAAAAAGCAAAACAAAUCCCUGCGUAUGCUGGAUGCAAUUUUACAAAACGACAAAGUUUUGAAGGAAAUUAAAGAGAUGGUAGCGGCGAAUCGACUUCUAUCGGAAAUUCGUUAUGUGACUACGGUGGAACGUAUGCUGAAACACAAUUUGGACCCCUCUUUGCGCUGCUGCUUUGUAUGCCGAGAGUAUUUCCGCACUGCCGAUGAGUGUACCAGUCAUUUCGAAAAAUUGCACGGUGAGAAAUUUCUUAUUGUUGCGGCGGUGGAUCGAUUUCAGACUAGUCAAAAGUUCAACGUUCUACAUCACUACAAUGCCCUUAAUCCGGUGACAAUAUUCAUGAUUUGCAACGUAUACCACACAGCCCUAAUAAAAAAAAAAACAAGAAAAGACGGGUCUAAUAUUUUACAAUAAAGUCUACAAUCUACCACUUUCCACGAAAAUCGUAGAACCACUAUAUCGGUUAGACAUGGAAUGGCUGAUACAUAUAAGGCAGAAAAAAUGUUUAACUUUGGAAUUCAACAUCCUAUAUUUCCUCGUACCAUUAAGUUCAUGGCGCAUUUGAUGUCGGUCAUCGUAACUGCUUCUAUGGAAAUGACGUGAGCAGAAAAGUGUGGUAAACAAUGUCCGGGUUAUUUUUCGUUAUGAGAACCUUGUUUCCACAUCCUUUUACUGCACAAUAAUACGGCAUCUGAAGUAAAUAAAAUAUUCACAAUAUAAUUUUGGCAUGAUAGAGAACCGCGAGAUGAACGAUUAUCUGUGGAGGAGUUGGACAACAGAUUUCUUAGACUUAUAGCACUUUUAUCACACUCACAAGCUAAUCAAUUCCUCACUGUCCCCCAAAAAUAUUGAAUAAUAUAUAAUUUUUUUUUCCCAAAAUA
Molecule: messenger RNA, 1320 nt
Organism: Toxorhynchites rutilus septentrionalis
Lineage: Eukaryota; Metazoa; Arthropoda; Insecta; Diptera; Culicidae
Exons: 3
Coding region: 275-853 (192 amino acids)
Source: RefSeq, a predicted model, not a curated record